AAUCACCAGUUUUGGUAAUCCAUGGCACGGACGAUGAAGUAAUAGACUUUUCUCACGGUAUAGGAAUUUACGAAAGAUGUCCAAAAGCAGUAGAACCGCUUUGGGUAGAGGGAGCUGGACAUAAUGAUGUAGAACUGCAUUCACAAUAUUUUGAGCGCCUAAAAAGAUUUUUGACGGUCGAAUUGGUCAAAUGACAAUUAAAGACUUCGGCAGAAGUAACAAAUAAAACUAUAAUGCCCGAAGCAACGAUAUCUUCAGAAAACCAAGCUGCUUCAACUUCUGCCAUUCCAAGUAUACAAGAAACACAUGGUGCUUCAACUUCAUUAAAAGUAUCGUCAUCACCAAGGACAAAAUCAAAAUCUGAUAAAAAUGAACUAGAUGCUAUAUCGUCAACAAGUUCAGUUUCCACUAAGGCUUUGGCUGAAAAAUUUCUCUAGCAAAAACUACCCGGCUCACUCGCCAAAAUCAAUAAAAAAGAAAUGAGUGAAAUUGACAAAAACAUUUAUGAAGUCCAAUUGAAUGUAAACAUUGUAUCAUCUUCACAAAAAAAUAAUUUAUACCAGUAUAUAAAGAGAAACCCAUCUUCCAUUGAAAAUAAAAAAUCAACAACAGAUAAGAAAGAACUAACUUCAAAUCAAUCAUCUUCAAUUAGAUCUGUAAACACAGACGCAAGUUGUUCAUUAGGAUUUGACGAUCAUAUUCAACAGCAUUCCAUAGCACCAACGUUACCCAUACAUUCUCCACACUCACCACUGCUAACUGACGAGACUACCAAUUAUCAUUUAAAAAAGACAAAAUUGUCUGCCAGAUAUAUUAAUAAUACAAAUUUUAAUGCCGCAAACGAUAAUUCCAAGCUUGGUACUGAAAUAUCAUCAAAACUAAUAUGUUAUUGUGAAAAAAGAGGAGAGGAAUCUUUAGAGUCUUCUAAUAAAAAAAUAUCAGUAGAUUCGGGUGUAGCAAAACGUUUAGUUCCUACACGCAAUGCAGCCACAAGUCCACAUUUGGACAUACGGAAACUGGGUAGUAUGACUACGGUAACACCCUCCCCCUCUUUAACAAAUGAACUGUGUUUUAAGUUGACAGAUUGUAAAAAAAAUAAAUCAAAAAUCCAAAAUGCUACAAAAAUAGAUGGUGAGCGAAAUCAUAAAAAAGUUUUACAUAAACUCAACUCUAUUGGUGAAUCGAAAGCUAUAAAACUUCUUCGAACCACACGUUCACUGUCACCAAGACCACCCAUACGGCAUCAACAUGCCAUACUAGUAUCAGAAUCUAAAAACGUUGAUGUUCAAUUUCCUCGAUUAUUCUCAACUAACGCUCGCAUAAAUAAACAACAAAUCAGCAAAGUGUGUCGAUCUGAACAGUCAUCUCCCAAUGUAAUGGAUGGUACAGAGAUACAAUUUUCAUACAAUGAAUCAACAAAUCGUAGUACUGGUUGCUUGGGUAACGUAUUUUCUGACCCUUGGUUAAAAAUAACUAGUGCCGACAAUAUGUCAUCUUCUAUUUUGUCUGCAAAUAAGGAAAAACGAUUUCAUCCCGCUAGCACAGUCAUAAAAAACAAUGAUGAUCCUUGGGUUAAAAGGGCAGAUAUAGAAUCACCGCCUAAAUCUUCUAGAUAUGAGUUAUUUCGUCAAAGCAAGUCAUUUUCGGUCUCUAAAUUUGAUGUAGAUCCAUAUUUGUUGAAUAGUACUAAAAAAUCUCCUUGUCACUUAAAUUAUGAAAAAAAUGCAACUUCUGCAAUUGACGUCAAAAAACAGUUGCGAUCAGCUCCGUCUUCUCCUCAAUUCUUAACAGCGCCAUUAAAUAUGUUCACAUCGACUACAUAUCCAACUAACUCUAGUUUUAACGAAAAAACUCCUACACGAUCGUCUAGUUUUUCACCUGCAAGAAUAAAGGACAACCAUAAUCCUUUCAUGGAUUAUACUUUACAUCAAUCUAACUCACCUCCGCCCUCAAUAUCAGUUGCUGCCGAAAUUAUUGAUGAGCAAAACAGAAGUAAAUCAAAAUUAAAUAUUCGGUCUACGAAUUACGAAUUUUUGAAUGUGUUUAAUCCACUACUUUUAAAUGCUAGACACAGUUUCUCCUCCGUUUCUGAGAAGCAACAGGGAGAAGAAUUGCAACUUAAUAUACGACGUCUCUCUGAUCAAAUGCGUCGUGCAGAUACAAUUCUUACCAAUUCCAUUAAAACAUUUUCAAGUGAUCGCAAUGUUAGAGAAAAUCGAAAAGAUGAAAAUAAAGCAUUAUGUUUUGCAAAUCACACAAACCAGCCAAACAUUGCAAUAAAUAGGGCUGACUUCUCGGAGUAUUUGGAGCAAUUUAGAUGCAGUGAAGCCAAAAAAGCAGCUGUUAAUAAAGAAAAAGCAUGUUUGUGGAUGGAGAAAAGCAAACAUACAAAAACACAAAUUAACCAACCGAUCGUCAUUAAUAAAACUCAACAAUCAUCAGAUUGUCUUUUGGAGACUACAUGUUGAUUUCCGCAACAAUUUAUUCUAUUAACUAUUUAUUUCUCAUGAUAUGGUAUCAAUGUUAUAUGCAAGCAUACAUGUAUUUUACGUAAAAAUAUUGGUAAAAACAAAUAGAAAACUUUCAUAAAAUAAAUACUCCAUUAAAAUAUACAACAAACA
Lucilia sericata (common green bottle fly) is the source of this 2621-nucleotide messenger RNA. RefSeq names its product alpha/beta hydrolase domain-containing protein 17B-like. Bases 480 to 2468 code for a protein of 662 amino acids. Gene Ontology annotation, biological process: protein depalmitoylation. The transcript is spliced from 3 exons. Lineage: Eukaryota; Metazoa; Arthropoda; Insecta; Diptera; Calliphoridae. Gene Ontology annotation, molecular function: palmitoyl-(protein) hydrolase activity. The record is from RefSeq and is a predicted model, not a curated record. Gene Ontology annotation, cellular component: endosome membrane; plasma membrane.